This is a messenger RNA of Uncinocarpus reesii 1704, 282 nucleotides long. RefSeq lists its product as uncharacterized. Bases 1 to 282 code for a protein of 93 amino acids. Lineage: Eukaryota; Fungi; Ascomycota; Eurotiomycetes; Onygenales; Onygenaceae. The transcript has 2 exons. The record is from RefSeq and is a predicted model, not a curated record.
AUGAACACUUCAAAACCUACAAGCAGAUCUAAAGAUCAGAUCACGCUCAAGUCUGCAGAUACCCAAACAGAGUCCAGCAGCAGAAAACAAGAUGACAAUCCUGCUCAAACCAAGCAUCUUGUUGAAUUCGAGAAGCUUUUUACAUUCUCUCAUGAUGAGUUGAUGGAGUAUUCAAAACAACAGAAGAUUGAGCUCUCACCAGACGUUGAAUCAAUUCCGUACGAUGAUGGCGAGGAUAUAGCAUACCAUGAACAUCUGGCUUUUUGUAACCGUGAGAAAUAA